Molecule: messenger RNA, 2020 nt
Organism: Lacerta agilis (Sand lizard)
Lineage: Eukaryota; Metazoa; Chordata; Lepidosauria; Squamata; Lacertidae
Gene: VASN
Product: vasorin
Exons: 1
Coding region: 22-1998 (658 amino acids)
Cellular component (GO): plasma membrane
Molecular function (GO): protein binding
Source: RefSeq, a predicted model, not a curated record
UUCCCCCGCAGGAGCCGCGCCAUGAGGCAGCUGGCGCUCUGGGCGCUGCUGGUCCUCCCUGCCGGGAUCCUGUCCCGGGGCUGCCCCUCCGAAUGCCAGUGCGGCCAGCCCCAGACGGUCUUCUGCAUUUCUCGGAGGAGCCACGCCCUCCCGCAGGGCCUCCCCCCGGACACGGCCAACCUGUACGUCUUUGAGAACGGCAUCCGGUCCCUGGGCGAAGACAGCUUCGCAGGGCUGCCGGCCCUCCAGCUGCUGGACCUGUCCCAGAACCUCAUCGCCAGCCUGCCAAAGAACGUCUUCCGGCCGCUGGCCGGCCUCCGCAACCUGGACCUGUCCUCCAACCAGCUGCGGGAGGUCACCAACGAGAGCUUCCACGGCCUGCGGUUGCUGGAGCGGCUCUACCUGGAGCACAACCGCCUGCAGCACAUCCACCCGGCCGCCUUCGACUCGCUGGAGAACCUCCUGGAGCUGAAACUACAAGACAACCAGCUGCGGACCCUGCCACCACUCCAGCUGCCCGCCCUGCUCCUCCUGGACGUCAGCCGGAAUAAGGUGACCGCCCUCGAGCCGGGCGCCUUCCGCGUCCCCAACCUCGAGUCGCUGAAGAUCGCCGGGCUGGGCCUGGGCGAGGUGGACGAGGAGCUGCUGCGGAGCGUGGCCGCCCUGCACGAGCUGGACGUCUCCGACAACCUGCUGCCCGCGGUGCCCCCGGCGCUGCAGCUCCUGCGGGGCCUCACCAAGCUCAGCCUAGCCAGCAACGCGCAGAUCUCGCACCUGCGCCCCGAGGACUUCCGCGAACUGCGCAACCUGCAGGAGCUGGACAUCAGCAACCUGAACCUCAGCAGCCUCCCAGGCGGGUUCCUCGCCUCCUUCCCCCGGCUGAGGGCCGUGACGGCCGCUGCCAACCCCUUCAACUGUGUCUGCCCGAUGAGCUGGUUCGCCAGCUGGGCCGCCAGCGGCAAAGCUCUGCUGCGGAGGCCCGAGGAGACUCGCUGCCACUUCCCGCCCAGGAACGCUGGCCGGCUGCUCCAGAGCCUGGAAUACGCAGACUUCGGCUGCCCGGCCACCACCACUACCACCAGCAGUGUGGGCACGCAGAAGACCACCAGGCCGGAUGUGGCCAAACCUGUGCCUAGCCGCCCGGGUGCGCCCAGCACGGCCAGCACCAUGGAGCCAACGUCGCCCACCUCACCCACCACGCCAGAAGGCCUGCCCAGCGCGGAGCCCCGCCUCUGCCCGCCAGGCACUUGCCUCAACGGGGGCAUGUGCCAACUGGAUGCCCGUAACCACCUGGAGUGCGCCUGCCCUGUGGGCUUCACCGGCCCAUACUGCGAGACUAGGGCCUGGGCGACAGCCAUGCCCACUGCUGCCCGGGCACCUCCCCCUCCCGAGCGGCUGGCAAUCAAGCACGUGGGGGGCACCUCGCUGAAGGUGGACCUGCAGAACGAGGCCUGGUCAUCUUUGGAGCUGAAAGGGAUUCGGCUGACGUACUGGAGUCUCUCUGGGCCGGACAAGCGCCCUGUCACCCUCCGCUUGCCAGCCUCUCUGCCCGAGUACACCGUGCGGGGCCUGGCGCCCAACUCCUCCUACCACAUCUGCGUGGGGCCGCUGGGGGGCAAGGCCCACGAGGACGACCUGUGCGUGGAAGCCCGCACGUUGCACCUGACCCACCAGCAGCACGCGCCCGUCACCCAGGGCAAGGGCACCAGCCUGGCACUCGUGGUGGUGCCCGCCGUGGCUUCCGCGGUGCUGCUUGCCGCUGCCGUGGCCGCCGCUUCCUACUACGUGCGCCGCAGGAGGAGGAGGAGGAGGAGACAGGCGCAUGCCGCCUCUGGAGCUGCCGGCCCGCUGGAGCUGGAGGGGGUGAAGGAGAAUGGGGACCUGGGGGGCCACGGCCAGAAAGCGGCCCCCAACGGCCUGGAGUACGAGGUGCCGCUCAUGCAGCCGCAGACGACCGGCCGCACCACACCCAGGACCCUGCGGCCUUCCUACUUCUAGAGCCAAGGAAGGGGCCCAGAGA